GCACUUCCGGGUCAUCCUGCUUACGUUUGUGUGCUACACCGGCCGGCGAGAGCGAUGAUGAAGAUGCAGGAAGGAGCAGGCUCUCUCCUGCUCUUCAUCACCCCGUUGUUGCUUCCACAGAGCUUCGCUUCUGAGAUCUCUGUGGUAACAUGCGGCUCGGCGGUGAAGCUGCUUAACACCAAACACAACGUCCGUCUACACUCCCAUGACGUCAGAUACGGCUCAGGCAGUGGUCAGCAGUCAGUGACUGGAGUCACUACUGCAGAUGAUGGCAAUAGUUACUGGAGAAUCCGUGGAAAAACCUCCACAGUGUGUGAGAGAGGAACACUAAUAAAAUGCGGACAAUCUAUCCGUCUUACACAUGUCAAUACUGGGCGUAACCUCCACAGUCAUCACUUUACCUCUCCAUUAUCGGGAAACCAGGAAGUCAGUGCAUUUGGAGAGGAUGGAGAAGGAGACUUCCUAGAUGACUGGACUAUACUCUGCAAUGGAGAAUACUGGCAGCGGGAUGAAGAGGUGCGGGUCAAACAUGAGUCAACCAACGUAUUGCUGUCUGUCACAGGAGAACAGUAUGGGCGUCCCAUAAAUGGGCAGAGAGAAGUGCACGGCAUGACGUAUGCAAGUCCGCACAACUACUGGAAAGUAAUGGAAGGCAUUUUCAUGAAACCGAGUGAGCCUCCAAGGACUGACUACAUGCACUCUGAGUUAUGACAGCCCUAACAUAGACUUUAUAAAGUCCUCCAGUCUUCUUUCUUAACCGCACAGUGUUUUGAGCUCUACAGUGAUUUUUCAGAAAAUCAGUAAAGCUCUGAGAUUUUAGCAAUGAAUUCAGGGGCACUGUUUGGUGCAACCUUAUUUGUUUUGUUAUCAUAUAUUUUAUUGUUAAGGCAGCAUGGGGCCAUUCUGUUAGUAUGGUCACACCUCAGCAGAACAAAUUCUUCAUAUAAUUGGCAGCAAGUGAAUUUAAAUACAAAUGGUUCAAAUUGUGAUUCCAUUCGUUAUUGCUAGAUAACUUUUUGUUUUAUGCCCUACCAAGUUCAUGUAUUAUGUUUUUAUUGACAGACACCUUAAAAUACGGCAAGUUUAUAGAAAUGCCAAAGGCUA
This is a messenger RNA of Rana temporaria (common frog), 1104 nucleotides long. It is a transcript of the gene SDF2, whose product is annotated as stromal cell derived factor 2. NCBI's taxonomy places the organism in Eukaryota, Metazoa, Chordata, Amphibia, Anura, Ranidae. The transcript is spliced from 3 exons. The record is from RefSeq and is a predicted model, not a curated record. Bases 55 to 711 code for a protein of 218 amino acids.